Molecule: messenger RNA, 714 nt
Organism: Pyrenophora tritici-repentis Pt-1C-BFP
Lineage: Eukaryota; Fungi; Ascomycota; Dothideomycetes; Pleosporales; Pleosporaceae
Source: RefSeq, a predicted model, not a curated record
AUGGCACAAUAUUAUGUGCCCUUGCACACGACCUUGUUUAUGCCUUCUGGUGAACUAGAAGGUCUUUCAGCAUACUUUGACUGCAUUCCUCAUUACUUAUUCCGCACCUCUUCGCCUCGAUCCAGCGGCACCACCACUGAUACAUGUGUCACGUCGUCUGCGAUAAGAUAUGGCAUAGACCAGAGUGACAUCUUAGGUCGAGACAGGGAAGAAGCCGCGGAGAUGCUUAAGAAUCAUUUGUUGUGGAAGAGUUGUACACCCGAUAACCUAAUGUCAUGGACGAACUCGUUUCUCUUCGCUGUCCAACACGCCAUAUGGCGAGAGGAGACUGAUCGACCAGCUUCACCACCAGAGAAAAUAUAUAUCACAAGUCUGGAUACUCGAAAGACACCGCGAGGAGCGUUCUUACCCGCUACCGUGUUACUCGAAGCGUUCAACAUUGGAAGUACGGGCAAAUUGCGACAUGAAUAUUAUCACGGCGAAUAUCUCUCACAGGGCACGCUAUCCAGUAAUGCGAUCAUAACAACUACGCUAGCCGAGUUGAUUGAUCAUGGCUUAUACAAGUUAUAUCCUCCAUUUGCCGAAGUUAGGGAGAGAGACCGGCUCUUUCUCCGUGUUCAACAGCUCCGAGAAACCUUCACGGAGACACCAGAAGUGCCAACUGACGAGGAGAUCAACAAUGCACAGUGGUUAUCUGCCGUUUGUUUCAUCUAA